CUGCUGGCUCACUGAGAAGCAUUUCACCACAAUGUUUGGCACUCUGUGUUUCCUUGCACUGCUGGGCUCCACGGCGGCCUGGGGGCGGGCCGACCUGUGGAGUGGGAGAGGUAUGAGAAAUGGGACAGGAGACGGAAGUGGGGACAGAUGUACUUGUGAUGCCUUUUUGCCAGGGUCUACUUUUCCCUUUGGUGAUCUGGUGGAGGUAGAGCAGUGGAUGGAGGAGAUAUCGCACAAACUGCAACAGGAAAUGGGAAAGGUAGAAGAUUAUGAGAUCAAGAUCACGUCUUAUGCUGAAAAAAUUGUAAGUUUGACAGCGGUAAUUGUGACAAUGGAGAAGAACCCUGAUGACUACAGUUCCGCCGAGUUUGAAGAGGUGAAGGUCGAAAUUAAACAAGUGGAAGCUCUGAUUAAAGAGCUGCAGCUUUCUAUCAAUGGCUCCAUCACUCUCUUCGAGUCACUACACGUAGAAAUCACAUCAAUAGAGGUGACCCUGACGAGACUGGAACAAACCUAUGAUAAGAAUCUGGUUCUUGAGACGCGUCGAGAAUACAUCAAAGUGCAGCUGGAGUUGGAGGAAUGCGAAAGACGCCACCAGGAAAUUUUCAACCCCAACAUUGGGUCUUGUGCUCACACUGGUAUCAUCAAGGUUAGCAAACCCAUUGUGGCCCAGCUCAACCACCAUCUUCACAGUACGUACAUCUAUGGAGGCUGGGGGAAAGAUUCAAAGCCUAUUCCAGAAAGAGAGUCGAUGUACUGGUACUCAGGGUAUACCAGUGGCGCCCUUUAUGACAUUUACAUGUUCACCAACUAUAAGAAUCUGAUUCUUAGAAAACACUUCCAGCAUCAUAGCUUGAAAAGUGGCUCGACAGGUUUAGGAAACAACUAUAUUAUACGAGACAACACCUUGUACUACCAGAUGAACAGUCCAUUUGGAGUGGCCAAACUGAAUCUCACUGACAUGACAUAUGUGUCCAGAGUGAUUCCAAAAGCAAGCAGCAGCUUCUCCUAUUCUUUCUAUUCCAAUCAGGUCUUUGACUUUGCUGGUGAUGAGACUGGUCUGUGGGUGACCUAUGGUACAGUGGAAUCUGGAGGUAGAAUAGUCAUUGCAAAGAUAAAUGAAGCUUCUUUUGGGAUUGAGGAGGAAUGGCAGACUAGCAUUUACAAACCAGGGGUGAGCAACACGUUUAUGGUGUGCGGGGUUAUGUAUGCAGUCAGGUCACUUGAUAUCCAAACUGAAGCAAUUUUUUACAAGUACGACACUAGGACUAAAGAGGAGAGCUAUAUCCAUGUGCCCUUUGAAAAGUUUCAGGAUAAGUACUCUUCUCUGGACUACAAUCCCACUGACCAAAAGCUCUACAUGUUUAAUAAUGGCUACUAUGUUAACUAUCAUCUGUGGUUUAACCACACAACUGAAGCCACCGCGGCACCACCGCUGGCUGAGCCUGGCGCCACCGUGGCACCACCGCUGGCUGAGCCUGGCGCCAAGUCUUUGAUUGAUAAUAAUUCCUAAUUACUCUCCUAACAAAAAAAUAAAUGAUUGUAUUUCUCCCUGUCUAUCAAUCUAUUGUAUAAUCUUUCUGACUCUUACUCUCUAUGAAUAAAUAAUCUUGAGCAUUA
Cynoglossus semilaevis (tongue sole) is the source of this 1620-nucleotide messenger RNA. It is a transcript of the gene olfm4.1, whose product is annotated as olfactomedin 4, tandem duplicate 1. Bases 32 to 1513 code for a protein of 493 amino acids. Gene Ontology annotation, biological process: signal transduction. Lineage: Eukaryota; Metazoa; Chordata; Actinopteri; Pleuronectiformes; Cynoglossidae. The record is from RefSeq and is a predicted model, not a curated record. The transcript has 5 exons.